AUGUACGGCGGCGGCACGGGCCCCGCGUCGGGCACCUGCGCGACGACGUGCACGCCCGCGCCGAGCCAGGUCGAGAUGAUGCUCAAGGCGACGGACGGCCUGCCGCUCAAUUUCGGGUUCUCGGGCAAGGGCAACGCGAGCGACCCGGCGGGGCUCCGCGAGGUCGUCGAGGCCGGCGCCGCGGGCUUCAAGCUCCACGAGGACUGGGGCACGACGCCCGCGGCCAUCGACGCGUGCCUCACCUUCGCGGACGAGCACGACGUCGCCGUCACGAUCCACACGGACACGCUCAACGAGUCCGGCUUCGUCGACGACAGCCUCGGGGCCAUCAAGGGCCGCACGAUCCACACCUACCACAGCGAGGGCGCCGGCGGCGGCCACGCGCCGGACAUCAUCAAGGUCUGCGGCGAGCCCCACGUCCUGCCGAGCUCGACGAACCCGACGCGGCCCUUCACGGUCAACACCAUCGACGAGCACCUCGACAUGCUCAUGGUCUGCCACCACCUCGACAAGUCCAUCCCCGAGGACGUCGCAUUCGCCGAGUCGCGCAUCCGCGGCGAGACCAUCGCCGCCGAGGACAUCCUCCACGACAUGGGCGCCAUCUCCAUCAUCUCCAGCGACUCCCAGGCCAUGGGCCGCAUCGGCGAGGUCAUCACGCGCACGUGGCAGACCGCGGACAAGAUGAAGCGCCAGCGCGGCCCGCUCCCCGAGGACGCGGACGCCGGCGACGACAACACGCGCGUCAAGCGCUACGUCGCCAAGUACACGAUCAACCCGGCCAUCGCCCACGGCAUGGCCGACCACGUCGGCAGCCUCGAGGUCGGCAAGCUCGCGGACAUCGUCCUCUGGAAGCCGAGCCACUUCGGCGCCAAGCCCGAGAUGGUCGUCAAGGGCGGCACGAUCGCCUGGGCCCAGAUGGGCGACCCCAACGCGUCCAUCCCGACGCCCCAGCCCGUCAAGAUGCGCCCCAUGUUCGGCGCCCUCUCCCCGACGGCCGUCGGCGACACGUCGCUCGCCUUCGUGAGCGCCGCCGCCCACGGGCGCGGCGUCCGCGAGGCCUACGGCCUCAACAAGCAGACGGCGCCGGUCCGCGGCACGCGGACCGUCGCGAAGAAGGACAUGGUCCUCAACGACGCGACGCCGACCAUCACCGUCGACCCGGAGACCUUCGAGGUCACGGCGGACGGCGAGAGCCUCACCUGCGACCCCGCGACGACCGUGCCCCUCGCGUCGAGCUACUUCCUCUUCUAGGUUUGUGCGCGCGC
This is a messenger RNA of Aureococcus anophagefferens, 1265 nucleotides long. RefSeq lists its product as hypothetical. The record is from RefSeq and is a predicted model, not a curated record. Gene Ontology annotation, molecular function: urease activity; nickel cation binding. The coding region runs from base 1 to 1251 and encodes 416 amino acids. The transcript has 3 exons. Lineage: Eukaryota; Pelagophyceae; Pelagomonadales; Pelagomonadaceae.